CGUGGGUGGCUUUAGUGAAGUCCUGGUUCUGGUCGUGCGCUGGACCGCUUGCGUGUCUGAGGUAGCAGGCCGUAGUAGAAGGAUCACGAGUUUAGGAGUUAAUUUUUUCAUGUCCAUCUCACCCGUUAUCACUGAAACGCCCGUUGUUUUAUGCAGAAAAAAAGGAUAAAGAGGUGUCGAAAAACUCUAGGCCUAAGUAGGCCUCCGGUAACGACCAAUGAAUUAUAAACAUAGCCUGUAGCGUCUAUGAAGGAACCGAAGCGCAUUUCUAUUAUUAGCCUAAUGAUAUGCGCUUUACUUCUCUAAAUCCUUCGACGGCAUUGAGUGCUGAAUGACUUAAACACACACAUGGACGCUUUGCCUCACGUUUCCCAGUGCCUCCAGAUUGGGUAACGGCGUGAUAGCGCGGCGUGUCACUUAUCCUGAUUGCAACUCCCCGUGGAGACGCACCGCGCUGUGCGGGAUCACUCCUCCGCACGACGCACCAAGGACAUGCGGGAGGCGGUCUGCGUGCUGAAACUCCAAAGGCACCUGGCUGUCCCCCCUCACCACACACCUGGUCGGACGACACACGUCUCUGCGCAUGCUCCGUUUGCGGUGCAAUCUUUUAAAGCAAUUGAAACCGCGGUACAAACCAGAGGAGUUGGACUCUUUUCAGACUCACUGCAGCAUCGCACAGAGGAGCCCCUGAUUGCUCCGGAUUAUCACAGAUUUGUUUUCUAAAAGGCCGUCUGCUGGAGAAGAUGCCUAGGUCUUUCCUGGUGAAGAGCAAGCGGGCCCACAGCUACCACCAACCGCGUACCGUGGAGGACUACAGCCGGCUGGAUACCAUACUGGCGCAGAUAUGUUCAGAAGCAGACACGAUCCCAGAAGACUCGAUGGACCCGUACGGCCUUUCUCCGGGGUCUCACCCGGCUGAUAAAGGGAGUUAUUUCCCCGUCAAGUCCCCGGGGAGGAGCGGGGAGGACAGCGUGUGUCAAUCCCCGGACUACGAGGACUUCUGGCGCCUUCCCUCCGCGUCUCUGUCCCCAGUGAACUCGGAGAAAUCCCUGUCGCCUUUGGUGGAUGAGACCCAGCCCUUCGUGGUGCCCUUCAGGCCGUACGCCUGGAACAGCUACUCGGGGUCGGACCUCAGGCACCUGGUGCAGCAGAGCUUCCAGCACCACGACGCGGACUUGGACCAAAGCGCGUGUCUUUCCUUUAACGAGGACAGCGCCAACAAGGCUGCUCUCUUCGCGGAGAGGACGGGAGAGGAGGACUACGGCGACUACAGGCCCACCAUUGGUGGGUUCAACCGAGCCCCGGUGUUCUUCCCCGACGAGGUCCUCCACGGACCCUCCCACGACCACCUGAAGACCCCGUCCGAGUUGCUCUGUUCGCGGCUCAUCCACAACGGCACGUACAAGUGCGUCAAAUGCAGCAAGGUGUUUUCAACCCCGCACGGUCUGGAGGUCCACGUCCGAAGGUCUCACAGCGGGACGCGGCCGUACGCGUGUGACAACUGCGGCAAGACUUUCGGACACGCAGUGAGCCUCGAACAACACAAAGCGGUGCACUCACAGGAAAGAAGCUUUGACUGCAAAAUCUGCAGUAAAAGUUUCAAGCGGUCUUCGACACUAUCCACGCACCUCCUGAUCCACUCGGACACGCGGCCCUACCCCUGCCAGUACUGCGGAAAGAGGUUCCACCAGAAAUCCGACAUGAAGAAGCACACCUUCAUCCACACAGGGGAGAAGCCGCAUAAAUGCCAAGUGUGCGGGAAAGCUUUCAGCCAGAGUUCCAACCUCAUAACGCACAGCCGGAAACACACGGGAUUCAAACCAUUCGGAUGCGACCUCUGCGGCAAGGGCUUCCAGCGCAAGGUGGACCUGAGGCGGCACAAAGAGACGCAGCACGGCCUCAAAUGAACUCUUCCCACAACAAAAACUUUAUAACGAGAACAUUCAGAAACACUAAACUAGAAUAUGUUGGCCUAUACAACAGAGAACCAGUGAUAAGCUAUGGAAAUCAGGCUUCGAGGAUGCGGUUGUGUCAAUGACGUUUCAAAGCUGGUUUGAAUUCCCUUGGGUGGAUCUGAACCCAAAAUAUUGACACUCCUGCUCCCAAUCGGUGCUCCAGCAAGAGGAGCUCACGGAAAUCUGCGCCUCUCCAAAGAGCGGUAUUUGUUGUCAGUGGAGAGUAAUGCGGGCAAAACAAGACACACGACUGUGUGAUUUAAUACACAUAAGGGUGACUCAUUUAACAAUGCUGUUUCCAUUUUUGCACAUUGUGUUGUUGAAAAAUAUUCCCAUAGCCUAUAGGCCUGCCAUUGACGUGGUAUAGCCUAAGAUGCUAGCUGGUUUGAAUUAAAUUAAAUAUUACAAUAAAACAAAUUAUACAUUUUCUAUUUAAAUAUCAUUAGCCAUGGGACAAAAAUAAUUAGGCUACAAUGUAUCCCUAUUAUUGUCCUUAUUAUUGCCAAUAGCCAAAAUACAUCCGACCUCACGUGGUCCGUGCAUUUCAUGCAAUGCAAUUAGGCCUAUAGAACUCGUUUGAUUUUAUUUAGGCGAUUUUAUAAGAAACGUCAUUUUUGGUUUUAACUUUCUUACAGACAUUUUUUUUAUCAAUAACUGAUAGACAGCAACACGGUUUGGGAUCAGUGUCCGGGCAUUGCACUUUGAGUGCAGUGUCAAAGUGCAAAGUCAUGUGUAAUAGCCAGGAGUCGCUUUCGCCGUCGGCUAUUUGUGUGCAAAACGCCGGGAGACCAGAGAGUGAAGUCUCCAGAAAGGUCUUGUCUCUGGGCGAGGAAGAGUGCGGUCGGACGUCCGUCUAUAAUUAAUCAGACAAGGUUCUUCAGCCGAGAAGACUCGUUUUCUGUUAUUUAACAUUAAUGGCGACCCAAUGCCAGAUUCGUUCUUAAAUCUAUUAGAAAUCAGAUUAUCUCAAUGUUAAAAAUAAGUAGGAUGUCCCCAUAUGUAUUUUUAUUGGUAGGCCUAUUUUUUAGAGUGCGGUCAUUCGGAGAUAAAGCAACAACACAAACAUCAACGUAUAGGCUUUAACACCGGAUUGGGGUUGGAUAUAAUUCUUUGGAUUCAGUAAAUCCCUCAUAAAAUGAGCAGAGCAAGCAUAAACGGGCCAGUCUAACUUCACGGGUUAUAAAGGGAGAUUUCUGACGCAAAGAAAAAAUCAUAUUAUUACAGUAGCCGUGACAUAACUCGUCAUAGGCUAUACUACUAUUUCCAAAUUUCUUUGACGACAUGUGGGUGUUCGUGUGUGAAUGUGGUCACCUAUCUUGCUUUUGCUACUUUAAAGAGGAAGGUGGCCUAUCCUAACUUAAGUCAAGUGUCUCGUUUUAUCUAACACGCAAAGAAAAAAAUCUGAAUAAUAGUUCUAAAUAAAAAAAUACAAUUAAAUCAACUGGUCCGCCCCACUUUGGCUACGUCGAGUAGCGGGUCUGAAGAAGCGCAUUCAGCCCAUUGUAUCGGUGGCUCAACUUGUCUGAGCAGCAUUUCGUUUUUCGCAAGGUGUUUUAAGGAACUGUUUGUUUUGGCUCGUCCUUUGUUUUUACG
Gadus chalcogrammus (walleye pollock) is the source of this 3548-nucleotide messenger RNA. It is a transcript of the gene gfi1ab, whose product is annotated as growth factor independent 1A transcription repressor b. The record is from RefSeq and is a predicted model, not a curated record. Gene Ontology annotation, biological process: regulation of transcription by RNA polymerase II. Gene Ontology annotation, molecular function: RNA polymerase II cis-regulatory region sequence-specific DNA binding; DNA-binding transcription factor activity. Lineage: Eukaryota; Metazoa; Chordata; Actinopteri; Gadiformes; Gadidae. The transcript has 6 exons. The coding region runs from base 744 to 1907 and encodes 387 amino acids.